CCCUGGAAGCAGUUCCGGGAAACCCCGCGUGCUGCCGGGAUCGCGUCUCUGUCCAUGAGGGGGGGAGGGGGUGGCGCGCGCGCCAUUUCUAGUCGUUUUCAAAGCGCCUCGCGCUGAUUCUCACGGGCCCGGCCGGCGGCCCCAGCUCUGCCCUGCAUAAUAAAAUGGCUAAUCAGGUGAAUGGUAAUGCGGUACAGUUAAAAGAAGAGGAAGAACCAAUGGAUACUUCCAGUGUAACUCACACAGAACACUACAAGACACUGAUAGAGGCAGGCCUCCCACAGAAGGUGGCAGAAAGACUUGAUGAAAUAUUUCAGACAGGAUUGGUAGCUUAUGUCGAUCUUGAUGAAAGAGCAAUUGAUGCUCUCAGGGAAUUUAAUGAAGAAGGAGCUCUGUCUGUACUACAGCAGUUCAAGGAAAGUGACUUAUCACAUGUUCAGAACAAGAGUGCAUUUUUAUGUGGAGUUAUGAAGACCUACAGGCAAAGGGAGAAACAAGGGAGCAAGGUGCAAGAGUCCACAAAGGGGCCUGAUGAAGCAAAGAUCAAGGCAUUGCUUGAAAGGACUGGCUAUACUCUGGAUGUAACCACAGGACAGAGGAAGUAUGGUGGUCCUCCACCAGACAGUGUGUACUCUGGUGUACAACCUGGAAUUGGAACAGAAGUCUUUGUAGGUAAAAUACCAAGAGAUUUAUAUGAGGAUGAGUUGGUACCCCUUUUUGAAAAGGCUGGUCCCAUUUGGGAUCUACGUCUUAUGAUGGAUCCACUGUCUGGUCAGAACAGAGGGUAUGCAUUUAUCACCUUUUGUGGAAAGGAAGCUGCACAGGAGGCUGUUAAACUGUGUGACAGCUAUGAAAUUCGCCCUGGUAAACACCUUGGAGUGUGCAUUUCUGUGGCAAACAACAGGCUUUUUGUUGGAUCAAUUCCGAAGAAUAAGACCAAGGAAAACAUUCUGGAAGAAUUCAGUAAAGUCACAGGUUUAACAGAGGGUUUGGUGGACGUUAUUCUCUAUCAUCAACCCGAUGACAAAAAGAAGAAUCGGGGGUUCUGCUUCCUUGAAUAUGAGGAUCACAAGUCAGCAGCACAAGCCAGACGCCGGCUGAUGAGUGGAAAAGUAAAAGUAUGGGGAAAUGUAGUUACAGUUGAAUGGGCUGACCCUGUGGAAGAACCAGAUCCAGAAGUCAUGGCUAAGGUGAAAGUUUUAUUUGUGAGAAACUUGGCUACUACAGUGACAGAAGAAAUACUGGAAAAGUCAUUUUCUGAAUUUGGAAAACUCGAGCGAGUGAAGAAGUUGAAAGAUUAUGCAUUUGUUCAUUUUGAAGACAGAGGAGCAGCUGUUAAGGCCAUGGAUGAAAUGAAUGGCAAGGAAAUAGAAGGGGAAGAAAUUGAAAUAGUCUUAGCCAAGCCACCAGACAAGAAAAGGAAAGAGCGCCAAGCUGCUAGACAGGCUUCCAGAAGCACUGCGUAUGAAGAUUAUUACUAUCACCCUCCUCCUCGUAUGCCACCUCCAAUUAGAGGUCGGGGUCGUGGUGGGGGGAGAGGUGGAUAUGGCUACCCUCCAGAUUACUAUGGCUAUGAAGAUUACUAUGAUGAUUACUAUGGUUAUGAUUAUCACGACUAUCGUGGAGGCUAUGAAGAUCCCUACUACGGCUAUGAUGAUGGCUAUGCAGUAAGAGGAAGAGGAGGAGGAAGGGGAGGGCGAGGUGCUCCACCACCACCAAGGGGGCGGGGAGCACCACCUCCAAGAGGUAGAGCUGGCUAUUCACAGAGGGGGGCACCUUUGGGACCACCAAGAGGCUCUAGGGGUGGCAGAGGGGGUCCUGCACAACAGCAGAGAGGCCGUGGUUCCCGUGGAUCUCGGGGCAAUCGUGGGGGCAAUGUAGGAGGCAAGAGAAAGGCAGAUGGGUACAACCAGCCUGAUUCCAAGCGCCGUCAGACCAACAACCAACAGAACUGGGGUUCCCAACCCAUCGCUCAGCAGCCGCUUCAGCAAGGUGGUGACUAUUCUGGUAACUAUGGUUACAAUAAUGACAACCAGGAAUUUUAUCAGGAUACUUAUGGGCAACAGUGGAAAUAGACAAGUGAGGGCUUGAAAAUGAUAUUGGCAAGAUCCGAUUGGCUCUAGAUCUACAUUCUUCAAAAAAAAAAAAUUGGCUUAACUGUUUCAUCUUUAAGUAGCAAUUUGCUGCCAUUUGUAUUGGGCUGAAGAAAUCACUAUUGUAUAUAUACUCAAGUCUUUUUAUUUUUUUUUUUCCUCUUUUCAUAAAUGCUCUUGGACAUUAUUGGGCUUGCAGAGUUCCCUUAUUCUGGGGGUUACAAUGCUUUUAUCGUUUCAGGCUUCAUUUUAGCUUCAAAAACAAGCUGAGCACACUGUUAAAUCAUGAUUUUGCAGAACCUUUGGUUUUGGACAGUUUCAUUUUUUUGGAUUUGGGAUAGAUUACACAGGAGUAUGGAGUAUGCUGUAAAUAAAAAUACAAGCUAGUGCUUUGUCUUAGUAGUUUUAAGAAAUUAAAGCAAACAAAUUUAAGUUUUCUUGUAUUGAAAAUAACCUAUGAUUGUAUGUUUUGCAUUCCUAGAAGUAGGUUAACUGUGUUUUUAAAUUGUUAUAACUUCACACCUUUUUGAAAUCUGCCCUACAAAAUUUGUUUGGCUUAAACGUCAAAGCCGUGACAAUUUGUUCUUUGAUGUGAUUGUAUUUCCAAUUUCUUGUUCAUGUAAGAUUUCAAUAAAACUAAAAAAUCUAUUCAAAACAUUACCUAUUUCAAA
Molecule: messenger RNA, 2764 nt
Organism: Zalophus californianus (California sea lion)
Lineage: Eukaryota; Metazoa; Chordata; Mammalia; Carnivora; Otariidae
Gene: HNRNPR
Product: heterogeneous nuclear ribonucleoprotein R
Exons: 11
Coding region: 165-2075 (636 amino acids)
Cellular component (GO): nucleus; ribonucleoprotein complex
Molecular function (GO): mRNA binding
Source: RefSeq, a predicted model, not a curated record